Molecule: messenger RNA, 811 nt
Organism: Aspergillus pseudotamarii
Lineage: Eukaryota; Fungi; Ascomycota; Eurotiomycetes; Eurotiales; Aspergillaceae
Product: DUF5572 domain-containing protein
Exons: 2
Coding region: 142-765 (207 amino acids)
Source: RefSeq, a predicted model, not a curated record
GUUAACCCCUACGCACCACAGUUCCCCUCAGCAAUCAGUAAUCAUACAUUGAAAGAGAAAGGAAACUGAAAUAGAACAGUUAAAAAUUAUUUUUUGCCCAUCUGCUUCGUCUUCGGAGUGGAAUCCUACGUUUGAUGCGUCAUGGGUAACCCCCCUGCCGUCAACAAUAACCUCGCAACCCAGCUGUUCGUGGGGACAACACACAGUGCAGCUGACCAAGGGAACUCUAUUUCCGCAACUCAGGUCGAAAAUGAAGUAUAUGAAAAACUCAGAUACUAUCCGUUCCGCACGGAUCGCGAGUUUGCAAAAGGUCUUGCGAUUAUCCUCGGUCACCCGGAUACCCCUGCAACUGAAACAGAGAUCGACCGCAUCGACGACCUUGUCUUACAAGCCAAAUGCUUCUAUUUUUCAAGAAAAGAGAAGCUCGCACACCCUGUGAACUUUGCAACCUAUAAGGCGUGGUUGCAUUCAGACGUUUUGUCUGAAAAUGUGAGCACUGGCAACACUCACCAGCAGGUUAAUACACCAGUGGCUGGCACAUAUAUAUCAACGGAUCAUACCAAUCAGACAUCCACACCUGUUCAGGAGCCUACAUACCCUUCCUCCUUCGCCCAUAUCGUUCAGCUCAUCACAACCGGCCAGCCAGUCCCUGGUAUUCAACAGAUACCAGACACCAUAUUAACGGGCCAUGACACACCAAGCACCAAGCCGAGGAGGCGGAAGCCUUGGGAAAAGGACGAAGUUAGUGAAACUUCUCAUACCUAGACUCGACGGGGGACAACAUGGAAGUCUGGGGCAUAAGAACCGCUAC